AUGGACUCCACUCCUGGCUCAGUGCUUGUGAUCUUCCUACUGGUCGUGGGAACAGAUGGAGAUUCCGUUGACCAGACGGGAGGCCUCGUGUCCCUCAUUGAAGGGGCAGUUCUUACUCUGAACUGCACUUAUGAAAGCAGCGCAUACCCUGUUCUUUUCUGGUACAUCCAGUAUCCCAGGGAAGCUCCUCAGCUGCUUCUAAGAGACACAGCGGAAAAAGAUAGGAACAGUUUUUAUGCUGAACACGAUAAGAACGCCAAGUCUUUUCACCUGAGGAAACACGCCAUUGUCCUGGGAGACUCGGCCCUGUACUAUUGUGCUCUGAGUGACACAGUGACAAGGGCUACAGAGAAAGCUGCACACAAACUCACGACAGGCCCAGCAGCGAUUUGGAAUCUGGGUAGAGCUGGAAGGGUGAAUGGCCAGAUGAAACUGGAGCAGAGUCCUCCAUACCUGCGCAUUCAAGAGGGAGAGAGCCUCACUCUGCACUGCAAAUCUUCCAGCACUCUCUCCAUCUUACUGUGGUACCGACAGGACCCUCAGAAAGGCCCUCAGGCCCUGGUGACUCUAGUUAAACCCAAUGAAGUGAAGCACCAGGGGAGAUUAACUGCCCGGUUUGAUGAGAAAAGGCAGAACAGCUCUCUGCUCAUCAGGAACUCCCAGCCCAGAGACUCAGCCACCUACCUCUGGGUUAGGGGUCUGGACAAGGUGGAGCAGAUACCUCCGUCGCUGAGCAUCCAGGAGGGAGAGAAUGGCACCAUGAACUGCAGCUUCACAAACAGUGCUUUUGAGACCUUACAGUGGUACCGGCAGGACCCAGGGAAAGGCCCUACCUUCCUGUUUUUAAUCCGUUCAAACGAGAAGAGAAAACCCAAUGGAAGAUUCACAGCCACACUCGAGAAAGAUGACAAACGCAGCUCCCUUUUCAUCAGGGACUCCCAGCCCGGAGACUCAGCCACCUACCUCUGUGCUGUGGGGCCACAGUGA
This is a messenger RNA of Tachyglossus aculeatus (Australian echidna), 987 nucleotides long. RefSeq lists its product as uncharacterized. Lineage: Eukaryota; Metazoa; Chordata; Mammalia; Monotremata; Tachyglossidae. The transcript is spliced from 4 exons. The coding region runs from base 1 to 987 and encodes 328 amino acids. The record is from RefSeq and is a predicted model, not a curated record. Gene Ontology annotation, molecular function: peptide antigen binding.